AUGGCUCGUAUAUUGAAGCUCGCGAGCGUGUUCGCUCGCCUGACUUUGAAAUAUUGUAAAUGCCAGGUCGUCCCUCUGAUAGGCGAGUUCUGCGACUCUCUGGUCAUGGCCGCUCGGGAGUUCCUUUCCCGAGUCGAUUCGGGUUGGGCGGAGUUCCGGAUCCAGGGGAGUCUCACCUAUCUCGGAGUGGACGCCGACAUCGACCCCUCCGUAGACCAGACGGCAGCUCUCGAGGAGGCCGCGCCCCAGGUCUCCCAGCUCCCAGAGGCGCUCGAGGUCAUCAGGGACGUUCGGGGCUCGAUGUUCGCCGGCCGCUUCUGCAAGUCAGGCGCGGCCAACAUCGCGUGCGCCAGAUCCGCGAUGGGCAACGAGCGGCGGGGGGCCCACCUGGAGGCGGCAAGGGAGUUCGGCACAGACAACCUCAUCGAGCGCGAGGACAUAUGCGAGAAGUUCGUGUUCGGUGGCAGAGGCCGCAUGGGCACCCUGAUCCUAAAGGCGUUCGCGAUUGCAGCGUCCAUGCGUUGCGCGAAGGCCGACGCUCGCGUGUCAAAGGCAGCCAGACGCCUCGAAGUGCGGGACCUCCCCACGGGAGUAAAGUCGGGACUUCCCUACGGGGAUCGAGUCGUCGCCGACGCAUGCCAGACAGAGAGCAGGCCGGCCAGGGAGUGGUUGGCAGAAAACGGCCCGGGAUCCAGCCAGAACGAAGCGGGCCUUGACAUAGACGACCUCAGCCAGCGCAGCAUCUCCAUCGGUGGCGGCACCCCAUGGAGCGCGCUCGAUUUGCUGCGUGACGGGCGCCCUCUACCAGUGCAAGAUUUGUCUGGCGGGGACCUGCUCAUCGCGCUUGCGCGGCGCCCAGUGCUCGAGAAUUGCCGCGAGAAGGACAGCUCGCUCAGCCAGGAGCGGUCGCGCGCCAGUGGAGUGAUCAAGCUGUUCGUCGGGCUGGCGAGGCGAGCUAUUCCGCGGGGCGCCCUAGUCGCCAUCGGGUGGCCCUGGCAACGUCACGGCCGGAGCGGGCCUGAGGUCGCGGAGUUGCGGCGGCUCUUUCUUGGCGAGCGCGGAUUCGACGGCACCGCCCUGGGCCCCGCGGGCGAGCGGACGGGCCAGCACGUCAAGAAGCCGCGGAGGGCGCCCACGAAGCUUGCAGUCGCUGCAGAGGCCCCUGAGAAGGAGGUGCCCCGGCACAUCGCCACAUCGACCGCCGCCAGCGGCGACGCGGAGGGCGGGGGCGCCAGCGGCGACCCCCGGGGCAUCUCCGCCGAAGUCCAGUCCGAGCAGCGCGUCGUGCUGAUCAGGGCCGCGGGCAAGGUGCCCGCCAACUCGGACAUCCAGGCAACUGGGCGCUGGCUCGGGCGAUCCGUCUGGCUGGAGGGGGUCUACCAGACGUUCCUGAAUCAGAUCGACAUGGCGACCAAGUACCAGAUCGCGGUGCCGGCCGCCUCGCGCAAGCCCACCUUGAUUUGGCAGGCCACGCUGGACAGAUGGCCCCGCGCACUCAGCGCCCCCGUCGCGGCGACGACGGACACAGCGGCCGAGCUCGAGCGCGAAGUCAAGGAGAAGCACGAGAACAUGGGAUCGAAGAUCAUGUCGAGCGCCGCCUACAACCCGACGCAGAACGCCAUCUGCGAGAGGCACAGCCAGACCUGGAAGGCCCAUGCUCGAGCUCUCGCGCCAGAGUGCCGCAUCUCCUUCGACAAGCCGGAGCAGCUGCAGUGA
This is a messenger RNA of Prorocentrum cordatum, 1716 nucleotides long. Lineage: Eukaryota; Dinophyceae; Prorocentrales; Prorocentraceae. The record is from the annotation of a GenBank genome assembly.